GACACCAAUGUGCCUGCCUGCACCCUGCCUGCACCCUGCCAGCCCCAGAGCUCAGCAGGGUCCCAGUUGAGGUGCCAGGGUGCUGGCUGGGUUCCCUGAAGCCACCUCCUCCGGGUAAGGGCCCCGUUAGCUGGGACGGGGAAGCUGCGGUUUGCAGCCCAACCGGCGCCAGGCUGCCAGCAGCCUGCCCAGCCCGCAGGCAGCCCCGGCAAAACCUGCCCCGCGCCACUCCCUCGUGACCGUGGAGACCGGCAGCGUCUUCCCACAGCCCGGCAUGCAGCAGCCCCUCGAGCCCCCCGGGCAGCAGCCCCCAGGCAGCGGGGCUGGGAAAGCUGCCGAGGAUGAUGGUGGUGGCGGGAAGGGGAGCGCGGACAGCAAUGCCAUGAGCGGGAACCCCUACGCAGGGCUGGUGAGCCACCUGCGGGCAGCCUGGCUCUCGGGGAAGACGCGGCCCAUGGAGUACCGCGUGGCCCAGCUGGAGGCCCUGGGACGCUUCUUGGACGAGAAGAAGCAGGACAUCCUGGAGGCCACUGCCUUGGACAUGGGCAAGCCGCAGUUUGAAGCCGAAUUCUCCGAGAUCCUCCUCUGCAAGAACGAGCUCCAUGAGACGCUGAACAACCUGUCCCAGUGGAUGAAGGACGAGCAGGUGGACAGGAAUCUGGUGACCCGGCUGGACUCGGCCUUCAUCCGCAAGGACCCGUACGGGGUGGUGCUCAUCAUCGCGCCCUGGAACUACCCCAUCCACCUCAUCCUGGUGCCCCUCAUCGGGGCCAUCGCUGCCGGUAACUGUGUCGUCACCAAACCCUCGGAGAAAACCACAAACACCGAGAGACUCGUGGCUGAAGUGCUGCCCAACUACCUGGACAAGGACUGCUUUGCCGUGGUGACCGCCGGCGUGCAGGAGACCACCAGGCUGCUGGAGAACAAGUUCGACUACAUCUUCUACACCGGCAGCCCCUCCGUGGGGAGGAUCGUAAUGGCAGCUGCUGCCAAGCACCUGACACCCGUGACGCUGGAGCUGGGGGGCAAGAACCCCUGCUACGUGUCCGACACCUGCGAUGUGCAGAACGUGGCCCGGCGGGUGGCCUGGGGCCGCUUCUUCAACGCGGGGCAGACCUGUGUGGCACCCGACUACGUGCUGUGCAGCGCAGAGAUGCAGGAGAAGCUCCUGCCUGCUCUGCGUAAGACCAUCACUGAGUUUUUUGGCCCCAACCCUCAGGAGUCCCCUGACUUUGCCCGCAUUGUGGGGGACAGGCACUUCCAGCGGGUGCAGGCGCUGCUGCGCAGCGGGCGCGUGGCCAUCGGAGGAGAGACGGACGCAGAGGCACGCUACAUCGCUCCCACGGUGCUGGUGGACUUGCAGCCCUCUGAUCCCAUCAUGCAGGAGGAGAUCUUUGGCCCCAUCUUGCCCAUUGUCAUUGUGGCCAACGUGGACGAAGCCAUUGACUUUAUCAAUAGCCGCGAGCGGCCGCUGGUUGUGUACGCCUUCUCCUCCGAUGACAAGGUGGUUAACCAGGUCCUGGAGCGGACAAGCAGCGGUGGCUUCUGCGGCAACGACACCCUGAUGCACGUGAUGUUGACCUCGCUGCCCUUCGGGGGGAUCGGGAGCAGCGGCUUGGGGAUGUACCACGGCAGGUUCACCUUCGAUGCCUUCACCCACCACCGCGGCUGCCUGCACCGCGGCAUGGGCCGGGAGGCCCUCAACGCCCUGCGCUACCCGCCCUACAGCCAGCAGAAGCUGGGGAUCGUCCGGGCUGCCUCCGAGGUGAAGCGCAAGGGCUCCUGCACCCUGCUCUGAGGGUCUCCAGCCGCCGGUCGCGGCGGUCCUGGUGGCCACGUGCAAUCACAGGAUCCCGGAAUGGCGGGGCUGGAAGGGCCCUCUGGAGCUCACCCCGUCCCACCCCUGCUGGAGCAGGCACCCCCAGAGCAGGGGCACAGGGCCGCGUCCAGGCGGGGGGUGAAUGUCCCCAGGGAAGGGACCCCACAGCCUCUCUGGGCAGCCUGUGCCCCUGCUCCGGCACCCGCACAGUAAAGAUGUUUUUUCUCA
Molecule: messenger RNA, 2047 nt
Organism: Phalacrocorax carbo (great cormorant)
Lineage: Eukaryota; Metazoa; Chordata; Aves; Suliformes; Phalacrocoracidae
Source: RefSeq, a predicted model, not a curated record